Pelodiscus sinensis (Chinese soft-shelled turtle) is the source of this 645-nucleotide messenger RNA. Lineage: Eukaryota; Metazoa; Chordata; Testudines; Trionychidae. The record is from RefSeq and is a predicted model, not a curated record.
AUGGCCUACGACCGACACGUCGCCAUCUGCCAGCCCCUGCACUACGAGAGAGUGAUGAACAGGAGAGCUUGUGUCCACAAGGCCUCCAGUGCCUGGCUUGCUGGUAUUGUCUACUCUGCCCUGCACACCGGGAACACCUUCCGGUUACCCUUCUGCCAGUCCAAGGUCACCGACCAGUUCUUCUGUGAAAUCCCCCAGCUCCUCAAGCUGGCCUGCUCCGACUCCUAUCCCAGUGAAGUUGUGCUUAUUUGCUUUAGUGUGCUUUUAGGUUUGAAUUGCUUUGUUUUCAUACUUUUGUCUUAUGUUCAAAUCUUCAGAGCGGUGCUGAGAAUCCCCUCGGAGCAGGGCCGGCACAAAGCCUUCUCCACCUGCCUCCCCCACCUCGCUGUGGUCUCCUUGUUACUUUUGACGGCCUUUUGUGCUUACCUGAAACCCAUCUCCAGCUCAGCAUCCAAUCUGGAUCUAGUCAUGGGUGUUCUCUACGCCGUGGUGCCUCCCACGCUGAAUCCGGUCAUCUACAGCCUGAAGAACAAGGAGAUCAAAACUGCCCUGAAGAAACUGAUGGGGUGGAGAUUAAUGUCCAGGAAAAGGACACCUUUGGUGUUUGUGAUUGUAGCCCCAGAUUCUUUAUUCAAUGUGGACUAG